GCGCCGCUGCCAUCCAGGUGGUCGGGAGCGCGCGCCGCCCGGGGGACUUGGGUGCGAAUCUUGCCUCUGCAGAGAGAGAGAGACACACACACACACAGAAGAGAAGAAGACGUUCCUUUCUUAAUCCUCUGCAGUCUGCAACGAGAAGCGAUCCAGAACUGAUAAAUUACUCAGCCACCCUUUUAUUUUUAAUUUUUUUCCUUGCUUGCUUAGUGGUUUCUCCCGUGGGAUUAUUAUUAUUAUUGGCUGCGAUGCCAGAGCGGAGGAGAGAAGCAGCAGGGUAUCUUUCCGCAGCGGGAUUUCGCCCCCGAUGCUGAACAUGGGGACGAGUUGAAUUGCCGGCAAGAAGAGGGCAAGGCAUCCUUUUGGGAUGGCGACGACUGAGGACGACUAAGGACCAAGGAUGAAGCAUGAGAAGCCGUGACAUUGCUGAGCACUGAACUGUGCCAUCUCACAUCAAGAAUGGCUGCUGCCCUGGAUCUGAUCCUCACCUUGGGCUUGCUCCUGCCAGCCUUGCACCUGGCCUUCCGGCUUCCUACCCCAGAGAGCCCCGCCUGGGACCUUCCUUUGAAUUCAGCUCCUGGAGUGCCUCUUCCCAAUAGCCCCUCUCCAGAGCCUCCCCUAAGUGUGCUGCCAGCCCAGCUCCCUUCUGAACCCUCUUCCCUUGAGGCCUCCAGUGGUGAGGAGGAGUCCAGCGAUGAGAGCUGGAGAGGGGAUAGUCUUGCUUUCAUCCCUGGGACUCCUGUGCCCUUUGACAUUCCUGCGGUGUCCAGUUCCAGCUCUGAAAAACCAUCUGGUACUUCUGGGGUAAGCUUAGCCCCCCAUCUCGAUGCACAGGGGCUUCCUGGGGUGGAUAACUUCACUCUGUCAACAGUAGGCACUUCCAGUGUUCAAACUGAGCCUGGGAAUAUUGACUUCAUAACUGUGGAAUCAAGUCCAGAUGAAGAAGAGGAUGGUCCCUCUUUGACUAGUCCUGGCAUCGAAGCCAGAAGUAUGGACAUCACUGUACCAGCCUCCCUCCCUCCCUUGUCCACAAUACAGUCCUCAGACACAACUGCCUCCAAGGAAGAGACCAAGCCUAGUCACCACCUGGAUGAUUUCUCCGUUACAACCACACUAAGCCCUGUGCCCACUGUGUCCACCGUGCCCUUGGUGCCAUUACCCACUGGCAGUCCCGAUGUUAAAUGGCUGGCAACGGAGGGUACCAGUCUUCGGAGUGAUACUUCCAAGGAGCAAUUGGAAAGUAGGAUCCUAGAACAAGAACUGAAUGGCGGGAAACAAACUACAGUCAAGUACUUGGCUUCAUACAGGAGCACACAGAUCUAUGAUGGCACACAGGGACAGGACGACCUCUCGACCACUCCAGCUGCUGGAUAUACCCAGAAUCCCCCCGGACCGUGGAGGGAAACUGUGCCUGUUGCAUCCACCUCCCACGAGCCACAGUUUACCAUGGCACUGGAUGGGAAGGGUCAAAGCUCGGCCUCUCUUCCAGGACGUCCCCAAUUACCAGUCCCAGAGGAAAUUUCCCCAAGCCCUUCUGCUCCUUCCCCGACAGAAGACAUGACAGGGACCAGCCAGGGACCAGUUGUCCGUCAAAGAAGCACCCACUGGAGUUUGAGUGUGGAUACAACACAACCACCUGGAUCUUGGAAUGUGUCUGAAAAAGAAAAGACUCCCUUCCAUCGUAGCAGCUCUGUCACUGCAGGAACCAAGGAAGCAAUUGAUGUGGCAGAGCCUCAGCGUGUUCGUGGAGCUGUAAAUGCCAGGGCACCGGUGAAGUAUUUUGGAUCCUCUACUCCUGGACAGAGCAGCUCAGUGGCGAGGAAUGGCCCAGGAACCAAGCAGCCAGAUGCAGCUGAAACCCACCCUCCUGUGAAGAACUCCACCACAUCUGCUCGUAUCCAAGCUACUCCCCGCCGCGGCCUCAUCCGAGUAACCACCCAACGGGUCCUGCAACACCCACAGCUGAGCAGGCCGGAGCCCAGUGUGCCGACCCUGCUGCCCAUCUCAAGCCCCCCCUGCCCACGCCAAGGCGGUGCCUGCAGCCAGCUGUUGCCCAACCAGACCCUGCUACACUGGGGAGACCUCGAGCGCACACUGAGCUUUGCCUGGGUGCUGCAUGUCUAUGGCUCUGGGGCGCUCUUCCUCCUGCUUAGCGUUCUGAGCUUGGCCUGCCUGGGAGGCUCCUUUGCUUUACGGGUGCCUCACCUCCCAUACAUCAUAGCUGCCAGCACUCUGCUGUUAUUGUUCGGGGUUUUGCGUGCCACGUUUUUUCUGGCCGAUCCCUAUGGCUCCUGUGGUUGGCUUCCCACUCAGGCAGUGCGAGUCCUGUACACGGCACCUUUCCCCUUGCUGCUGACCACUUUUGCUGUGCUUCUGCUGCGCUUCUUCUGUCAGGCCCACUUAGAGAUCUUGCCCCCAAAGUGGCAAAGCUUGCCCGUGUUGGUUGUCAUGGGGUGCAUCCAGAGUGCUGUCCUCUUGGCGGCCGACUUCUUUUCACCUCCGCUGCACCCAGCCGUGCCAGUGGCAGUGCACACACUUUCCUGCAUAGCUGGCAUCUGCCUCUUGCCAGCCACCGUGUUUGUGUACCGGCAGCUGCAGCACACCGUAGCAGUGGAGGGCACUCCUCAACCAGGCGUAUGGAGUGCGGCAUGGGUUCUGCUGGCAUGCAGUGGGCUGGCGUUGCCAUGCUGUGGACUACAAUUCUACGGUGUGCUGUGGCAGGCAGAGCUCUUGGGCCAGCUGGACCUUUUCUCCUGGGGCUGGUGGUUUGUGCAGUUCUGGUUCCGGAUUGGGGAGUUGUUGCUCUCGUUUGCCCUGGUUUUCCUAGCCUGGCAGGCACUUUGUCAGCGUUAUGGAUCUACCGAACACUCCUGCUGGGCCAAGCUCAUGCGGUACUUCUGUACCUACCACAAGGCUGAGGUGCCAGAGUAUCCCAACAAUUGUUAUGACUGGACUGGCGGUGUCUUGGAGAAAGUGCCCAACAAUGACAUCAGCAAGAACCUGAUCCGAAAUCCCCCCAGCAGCGGGCGCGUGUGGGCACUCAAGGACAGCAAUGAAUUACGGGCUGCGACUAGGCAGGGUGCCAGCCCAUCCCCGGUCCACCCAGUCUACAGCCCCAAAUGUCCCAACGCUGCUGCCGCUACCAUGGGCCGCUCCUACACCAGCAUCUGCUUCGAGAGGGAUUCCAUCCUUUCCUUGGCAGAACUUGAAUUCCGGCCUCCCUCUCCCAUCAACCUCAGCCGCAGCAUUGACGAAGCACUUUUCCGUGAACACUUGGUUCGUGACUCCAUCUUCCUGCGCUCAAGUCUCCAUUUCCCUUCCCGUUUGGCUCGCCAGGACUCUUGCUCUUCGCUGCGCGGUGACUGUUCAACGCUGUCCCACACCGCUCAGCCUCUCCUUUCCCGGCCACGCCGCAGCAGUGACCCGGACUGCCUGUACAGUUUAGCCCGGGCCAGCUCAAUGGGGGAGCUCACCACGCACAGCCGGGGCCUGGUCAGCGAGCCGCCAACAGACACUUCCUUCGACAGCUUCUCCCGCACCUCCUUUUCCCGUGCCUCUCUCAAAAUCAGCUGGAACCCCUGGCGCCACGGCAUGUCCUCACCCGAGAGCCUGCCCCCUGAAGAGCUCCCCAGCCAGGCCCAGCUGCUGCCAGAUGACGUCCCCCCGGCUCCAUCCGACAGCGCCCCAAACUCCGAACGUGAGGCCCGGAGGAGCUUCUUGGCCUUGAGCAAGCAAGUGGAUUCCCGUAGCCUCUCAAGUGAAACCAUUGAAUUGUGAGUCUGGGCAGCGGCUUUCGCCAACCUGUGCUCCCUUGGUGACAACAGCCUGCUUGUCAUCGGAGGAGAAGGAGUGGGAAUGACAGCCGUGGAGCUGGUUUGUUUCCAAAAGCAUGGGCCAGAGAGAAUCCAGUUUCCUUUUGAAAAGCCAUGGGACCUCUGCUCCCCAACCACGUCUAGCACCAGCCAUUCAUGUAAUGGCCCCAAAUAUGGUUCUGUGUCCUUCCUGUAGUGUCAGCGACAUUAGUGACUAGUACCAGCCAUCCACACCGUGUUUAUCUACAUACCUGGUAGUACCUGGUUGCCAGCUUAUCUCAAGUUCUGUAGUGCCAUCAAUAGUCAAAUCUCUUGAGCUGUGUUUCCUGAAAUGGAGAUUCACCACUGUUUUUCUAUCCCGGAAUGAACUAUUAGGUGUAACCAGAUACCUUCACAUGCAUCAGUGCUUUAUUCAGUCUAGACUCACUAUAAUAGUGCUUUAUUUAUAACCCACCCUAAUUCCCCAAGGGGACUCAUCUUGGGAUUGCAUUGAAUUAUGGUCACAGUUUUUUGCUUAUUUUGGAUUAUCUUUGUUUGUGUCCUUCUCUAAGACCAAUUAUCUGGUACCUGAUCAAGUCUAAAGCAGUCAAAGGCCUUCAUGCUUCUGGGGUAUUUUGGUUUCUCCUAAUAAAGACAUUGCCUAGUAGGAGAUUUAGCAAUAGGAAGACUGAUGAAAUCUUUUCCAAUUGAAGCAUGUGACUGUGCAGAUGCUAUGUGAAGACCUGAGUUUGCAAUGGUCCUUUUUGGGGAUUCUAAUUCCCAGAAUCUCCCGUCAACAUGGCCACUGCUACCAAGGAAAUUCUGCGAGUUAUAGUCCAAAAAAAGGAAGUUCUCCAAAACUCAAGAGACAAGGAGAGACAGGGCAUAACCAUUCUUCACAACUGAGACAAUCAAGCCUGCAACCCAAACAGGCCCAACUGGUGUUUGUUGUUUGUGAUAACCCGCAGCAUCCCAUAGAAAGAUCCUGUUUAAGAUACAUCCAGGAAGGGACAGAGUAAGAUUUUAGUAUUAAACUCAGCAGCAGUCCUGCAAUGAAAUGCGGGAUGCUCAGUAGUUCACUGGUAGAAUAUGUGCUUUGCAUGCAGCACAUUCCAUCCCUAUUACAGAAAUAUAUUUUUGUACAGCAGGGCCAGAAAAAAGCUUUCUGGAGAGCUAGCAGCAGGCAAGAACAUUGACUGGACGUGGACUUGAAUCACGAUAAGAAAGCAUCUUGUAAUGAAUUUGUACAUACAGCUUUGAAAAAGUUGCUCUUAGGGAUUGUGAAUUCCAGAAUCCCCAACUGAGGGAGUUUUGAGAUUUCCAGUCCAAAAGCGGCACUUUCCUAAGCACCGUCUUGUGCAGCUGUCGUUUACACUGUGAAUAACAAGAGUUGAGAUUUCUAGUUCAAUUUCUAUAGUUCAAAUUGUAAUAUUUUUGCUCAGAUGCUUCAUUUUCCAUUUAUCUUUCCUAAAACCGGAAACAUGUUUCUAGCCUUCAUGGUUGCAGUAGAAAAAGUGAUCCUUGUGGUCAGUUUCCUCUGUUAUCCAAAAGAGAGAACCUUCCCAUUUAAUGCAAACACACACAUAUACAAACACGUUACAAAAAUUUGAGAUACUACAAUGGGGAAAGGUGUGAAAACUCUCCAUUGCCUUCUGUCUUCUUUCUGUCUUCCAUCUGUGUAAUCUAUAUGCCGUCUUGCUCCCUCUCGUGUUAUUUUUUUUUUUUUACAAAAAAAAAGAGUCUAAGUUUAAAACUUUACGAAAAUAGCUUGGAAUCCAGAACUUGGUCUUGUAUUAUGAGAUGAAGCUGGAGGAGGGAACAGCAACUUCUGGAGGGGGUUAAAAGGCAGAUUUUCAGCCUGAGUCUCCUUGCAAUAGCACAAAUUGUACUUGCCUGAUAUUGUGUCUGUCUCCUGCUGUGGCAUGGCAGAAAUGGGAAGGAUCUGCCUAGACCGAUGGUUGGAUGGACCUACUGUUGAAUGUGAUGCAGUCUGUUUGUGCCAAAAGAAUAAAUAAUAUCUAUAAGAGAAUGUCA
Anolis carolinensis (green anole) is the source of this 5828-nucleotide messenger RNA. It is a transcript of the gene prrt3, whose product is annotated as proline rich transmembrane protein 3. Bases 463 to 3780 code for a protein of 1105 amino acids. The record is from RefSeq and is a predicted model, not a curated record. The transcript is spliced from 4 exons. NCBI's taxonomy places the organism in Eukaryota, Metazoa, Chordata, Lepidosauria, Squamata, Anolidae.